Molecule: messenger RNA, 1147 nt
Organism: Rana temporaria (common frog)
Lineage: Eukaryota; Metazoa; Chordata; Amphibia; Anura; Ranidae
Product: olfactory receptor 11L1-like
Exons: 1
Coding region: 188-1147 (319 amino acids)
Biological process (GO): G protein-coupled receptor signaling pathway
Cellular component (GO): membrane
Molecular function (GO): G protein-coupled receptor activity; olfactory receptor activity
Source: RefSeq, a predicted model, not a curated record
UACGUAGUUACUGAGACUGAAAAAGACAGAUGUCCAUCUAGUUUAGUCAACUGCUAAUAUUUUUAAAGUUGAACCAGUUGAUAAUCAGUUGCAAAGGGGAAGUAGCAUACCACUCUGGUUUGUUCUUAUGAAGAACCACAAACACCAGUUUUAUCCAAGGACUUGAAGGACUUUUUUUUAUUAAGUUAUGCUUCAGAACAAUUUCACCAUGAUCACUGAGGUUCAUCUUCUGGGAUUUAAUAAUCUCUAUCCUCACAACAUUUUACUCUUCAUUCUCUUUUUCAUAAUUUACUGUCUUACAACAAGUUGGAACUUUCUCCUCAUAGUUCUGGUGGCUACGAUCAGAAACCUGCACUCUCCAAUGUACAUGUUCCUCACGCAGCUUUCCUUAUCAGACAUUAUAAUGACCAACAGCAUAAGUCCAAUCUUGCUCCGUGUGUUGGUGGAUCGACAAACCAUCAUUACCUUUACAGGCUGCCUAGCACAGUAUUACUUCUUUAGUGCCUCUUUGGGCCUUGAUACUAUGCUGUUGACUGUGAUGUCUUAUGAUCGAUAUCUUGCCAUUUGUAACCCUCUACGUUACAAUGCUAUUAUGAACUAUUUAUUUUGUUUAAAACUAAUUAUAUCUUCUUGGUUAGUGAGCUUUUCUGCAAUCAUAAAAUAUGUUGUCUCAAUUUCUAAUUUGAACUUCUGUGGCUCCAAUGUCAUUGACCACUUUUUCUGCGAUCUUACUCCUCUGUUGGCCCUUUCUUGUUCGGACACAUAUGUUGUACAGAUUGAAGUUACUAGUAUUACUAUUCCUUCAGUGUUCCCAUUUCUGUUCAUCAUUGUAUCAUAUUGUUAUAUUGUUUUCACUAUCUUAAGAAUCCCUACGGUCACUGGAAGACAAAAAGCCUUCUCAACUUGCAGCUCCCAUCUUACAGUUGUGUCAAUAUAUUUUGUUACCCUUCUUUGUACGUAUAUGGUUCCAACACGGGGGAAGUCAUCAACUUCCAGCAAAAUACUGUCUCUUUUGUAUACUGUCAUGAUUCCAUUGAUUAACCCUCUCAUAUAUAGUUUUAGAAAUACUGAUAUUCAAGAAGCUUUUCAAAAAACUUUCAUAAAACUUGCCGCAUGCAUUGAUAUAACUUUGGCAUGCAAAACUUAG